ACAGUAGGGUUCUGGCCGAAAAUGCCCGACAGGGGCACGGGCCAGCUCACGGCGUGGGUCUCCAUCGCACAGCUCCAACGCUUUGUCAGAUAAAUUCCGGAGCAGACGAAGCGAGCGCUCCGUUUGGGCUGGUAGUGGUGCUCGGUUUGACUCGGUCACAGCGCUCCUUGGGCUUCAGAUUGAGAACGCAGAAACUGAACCCUCUUCCCUUGGUCACAGCUGCCCACAUGCUCUAAGAUGAUGGAUGCUAUACAGUUGUUCUUGCUGACCUGUGUCCCACUGUUGCUGUUAGCAUGGCUGAUAUCUCGGAAAGAAACGUCUUCAGGCAGACCUACUUCCGAAAGUCGAGGGAAGACUCCCAAAAUACUGCAAACAGGGUAUAGUUGGUGGUCGGGGCAUGUGGGUUACAUCGUCAACCACAACAAUCGUGGGGCGGAGCAGUUUCGAUUCAACUUACACGACCUAGCUCGAGAAGCUCCGGAGCCGGUAAUGGCGAUCUAUGCUCUCGGUCCCAGAUGGCUGACCAAACCCGUCUACAGUAUCAACGAUCCGCAGUUGAUCGCCACUGCCACGACGUCCAGCAAAACGGGCAGGUUCGCUAGUCUGCAACCCGCAUCAAGCAGUGUCCUGGGACGCAAAUCCCUGACUGCGUUGCAAGGCGGCGAACUGAGAAGCCACCGGAAGCUCCUCACAGCCAGCCUCUUGUCCCGCCCGGCCCUCUCCAGGUUCGUUAACGUCAUGACUGAUGUGACAACGACGUAUUUCGGAACGCUACCUAACUCUAAGAGCACCGCAGGUACACCAGCGCCCUUUGCUUUGGAUCUGAUCAAAAGUAACGACAUAGGCGCCAUGUUGGUGGAUGCAUUCGCAAACUUCGGCUUCGGUGUCAAUCUUUCUGCUGGUGAAACUAACGCCACGGACAUUGGGCACAGGAAACGAUUUCUCGACAGCCUCGACUACCUGUUGACAGCCUUCGCGGAGCGCAUCGCCAAAGUCGGACCACUCGACUUCCUCUCCUACCUCGACAUGUGUAAGAACUACAAGCUGCGAUGCACUCACAACUUCAUCCGCAACGAGGUCAUCCUUCCAGCCGUGCGACGACGGAGGGCGGAUAGGUACGAAGGUGUGGAAGUGCCUCCGGACACGCUCGACAUGAUGCUCGAGUUGACGGAGGACGGAACGGAGGCGUUCACGGAGGAGGAGAUAUGCGACGAAGCGGUGCUGGUACUGACAGCGGGCUAUGAGACGACAGCGUACUCCAUCAUGUGGGCACUCCAUCAACUAGCCCUGCAUCCGGAGUGUCAGCAGCGCUGCUACGAGGAAGUGUGCAGUGUGAUGUCAUCGCAUCCUCCCGGAACAACACCAUGCAUGGCAGACCUUGAUCACAUGACCUAUCUUCAUGCGGUGUUGCAAGAGUCUGGGAGACUCACACCCAUUGCGCACAGUAUGCACCGGGAGGUUGUGGAAGACAUGAACAUUGGUGGUUACUUCAUCCCGAAAGGCAGUGACAUCAUGAAUUUCUACUACGGAAACUCCACGUCAGAAGACGUGUACACGAAAGCGGACAAGUUCAUGCCGGAGAGGUGGCUCAACGACCCCACCGGCGGGGCCAAGAAGCCGGGCGUCACCACAAUGCCGUUCGGCAACGGCCCCCAGCGCUGUUUCGGGCAGCGUCUGGCCGUGCAGGCAAUGCGCACCAUCGUAGCUCUGUGGGUGCAGCGCUACCGCUUUGAGAUGCUCACAGAGGACGUCAAGCCCGUCUUCCGCAUCUCCUACAUCAUGUCCGAGUUUGCUCUGCGAAUGUUCCCUCGCAGUUUGUAAGAGUGUCCGAGAGGGAAUUUCCCAGCAUGCCAGUUGUCGUAGUUCCGUGUAUGAAGUAGGACUGAAACCAGGACAACUACCGUAAAAUCCCGCGGAUAAGCCCACCCGCGUAUAAGCCCAUGCCCGCGCAUAAGCCCAGGGAAAGUUCGAACAUCACAAAGCUUCAUCGUAAAGGCCCAUGGGCCUAGGUCAUACCGAGAGUCCAUAAAUUAUGGACUCUUGGCCAUACCAUGUACGUAGUACAUGCACAUUAUAGCUUUUUUCGUACAUUUCAGCACAAUCAUCGGUUGUUUUUGUUUGCACAGUGGUUUUUAGCAUGUACUUCUCAGUUCCUUGAUACUUUUCAAUAGCACAACUUGGUGUCGGCGUAUAAGCCCAUGCCCGCGUAUAAGCCCAUGUUCUCGUAUAAGCCCACCGAAAUGUCCUUGUGAAACAGAUAAGCCCAUGGGCUUUCCCGCGGGAUUCUACGGUAUCCAAGAGGGCGAAGGCAUUAACGCUGUGUGUAGUCAGCGGGAGUCGUAAAAUACCGACUCCCCGGCAUUCAGUGUGGCGAACAUGUACAUGUAUGCCGGAACCCCCCCCCCCGAACCCAACAUGCAUAAUUAUGUGACGCCCCAGAGCUGCACACGGCCCUUGGCGGCCUGGAAUUGGAGGUGGUAUGAAUGCUGCUGGACAUCCACGCGUACAAAAUGUGGACGAGAUGGGACUUGCACUGGUCCAAGAUGAUAGCUUUUCGUUUUGUUUGGGAUUUCACUGUGCGUGUAACUUCCAUGUGCAUGUGCAUGUGCCGUGUUUUGACUGUACAGAAAGUCAUUGUGCGCUGAGCAUGUCAAGCACUGGAUGACGUGCAUGCACCCAUGUCUACCCUUGCUAAUGUGCCAGCAAUUUGUGUCUGUCGAAGCUAUCAUUAAAUUUUGUAGGAUGUUCACUCGACGGGUGUAAUUCUAGGGCACAACUUCAAGGAUACAAUAAUAAUUAUUAUUAUGAGCACUGUGUGGGUUCGAACACGUAUGUGCAAGCGUGUGUACGUGUGUGGAAGCGUGUGUGUGUGUGUGUGUGUGUUUGCGUGCGUGUGUGUGUGUGUGUGUGCAUUUGUGCGUGUGUGUAUGCAUGUGUGUGCGUGCGUGUGUGUGUGUGUACGUGCAGGUGUGAUCAUUGCGG
Molecule: messenger RNA, 2982 nt
Organism: Sycon ciliatum
Lineage: Eukaryota; Metazoa; Porifera; Calcarea; Leucosolenida; Sycettidae
Product: cytochrome P450 3A4-like
Exons: 4
Coding region: 238-1821 (527 amino acids)
Molecular function (GO): iron ion binding; oxidoreductase activity, acting on paired donors, with incorporation or reduction of molecular oxygen; monooxygenase activity
Source: RefSeq, a predicted model, not a curated record